AUGGCUCCCAUCAGCAUUCUCAAAUUCGGGGUCUCUUCGCCUGCAGAUACCUUACCCCUCAAGGAGUUGAAAGCUGCAGGUUACGAUGCAAAUGAUAUUCUCGGUGUUGUUGGCAAGUCAGAAGGCAAGUACCCUUCUCCUGUCGCCGGGAUUGGUUUUCAAGAUAUCGAUGACCGGAAUGGCAACGGCUGCGUGAACGAUUUCUCUCGGACGCUCAGCACCCAUGUUUGGGAACCGCUCAUCCCCUCUUCCGCCGUGACUAUAUUCUCUGGAGGCACCGAGGGUGUUCUAAGUCCACACGUGACAUUCAUCGUUCAAGAACCAAAGACGACGGGACUCCAGGCUGCUGUUGGACGGACCCGCGAGCUUGAGCCGCAUGAAAUUGGAACAGCGGUGCAGGCUCGGGAGGUAGCGUCCUCUGUACAGAGGAUGCUAGAGGAAUCCGGGAUUCGCAAAGAGCUUGUACAUCUUGUAUUGAUUAAAUGUCCACUCUUGACCUCCGCUAAGCUGGAGAGCAUCAAAGCUGCGGCGAAGACUGCUAUCACGACGGAUACCUAUGAAUCGAUGGCAAAAUCACGGUACGCAUGCGCCGUCGGGAUAGGACUCGCUCUGGAAGAACUGGAAGACAGUCAGGUGGAAUCCGCAUUGGCGAGCGAAACCAGCUGGAGCAGCAAAGCAAGUUGCAGUUCCGGUGCCGAGCUCGAAGAUUGUCAUAUCCUCAUUCUAGCAUCCGACCCAGUUGCCGGCAACCUGCGUGCCGCUUCAACGUAUAUGGAGGAUGCCAUUGAUGCCAAGUCAAUCAUGAAGAUUCUACAGCAGAUUGAAGCAGAAAAGGGGCAUGUGGUACAGGUCUUUGCCAAGGCAGAGGCGGAUCCUAGGGGGGUUAUUAGGGGAAAGAGACAUACCAUGAAUACAGAUAGUGAUAUACAUAGUACGCGACAUGCGCGCGCUGCUGUAGGGGGUCUUAUUGCGGGGUUGGUGGGGGAUGCUCAGAUAGGUUUAUGUGUCGGUCGUCCUGGUAUUAACAUCAGCAGGGAGGCGCAGAGGGCCAAGGCCCUGCAGGUGGUGGGAGCCUGUGCGUGA
Messenger RNA from Amorphotheca resinae ATCC 22711, 1083 nucleotides. RefSeq lists its product as hypothetical. The coding region runs from base 1 to 1083 and encodes 360 amino acids. Gene Ontology annotation, molecular function: hydrolase activity, acting on carbon-nitrogen (but not peptide) bonds, in cyclic amides. Lineage: Eukaryota; Fungi; Ascomycota; Leotiomycetes; Helotiales; Amorphothecaceae. The record is from RefSeq and is a predicted model, not a curated record. The transcript is spliced from 4 exons.